AUGUGUAUCACAAACAAAAAUCACUCAGAUGAUGGUAUACCUGCGGAUUGUCCUGGAGUGGAGAGUCCAGAGGCUGGCAUGAAAAGCACAUGCCAAGGAUGCCCCAAUCAGGCCAAAUGUGCCUCAGGCGAGAUGAAAGAGGCACAAGAAAAAAAUCGUUCCGAUGUUUUGGCCAAUCUCAGCCAAGUGAGCAACAUAGUGCUAAUCAUGUCUGGUAAAGGAGGGGUAGGAAAAAGUACCGUUGCCACUCAGCUGGCAUAUAUGUUGAGCGCGAGCAAAAAUGAUGUCGGCCUCCUAGACAUCGACCUUACGGGACCAUCUAUACCUGGCAUGACGAAAACAGAGAAUGCCGAGGUAUUUGAAAGUGCUCAAGGAUGGACGCCGGUGUAUGUUUCCGAUAAACUCUCUGUGAUGUCAAUUGGGCAUCUCCUUAGGGACUCAAGGCAAUCCAUCAUAUGGAGAGGGCCCAAGAAAGACAGUCUCAUUAAACAAUUUCUCGUUGGCGUUGAUUGGGGUCACCUGGACUAUCUAAUCGUGGAUUGCCCACCAGGAUCUAGCGAUGAACAUAUCACCAUAUGUAAUUUACUCCGGGAGAAGAAACCCAUGGCUGUGCUAGUAACAACGCCGCAAAAAAGAUGCGUGGACGAUGUAUACCGCUCAGCAUCAUUUUGUCAAACUGCAAAUCUACCAAUAGCAGCGCUAGUGGAAAACAUGACGCAAUCUGUAUUUGACAGCAAACAAGGUUCAAACACACGUGAACUAUGCGAACGGUUCAAUAUUAAGCAUAUCAUGAAACUCGAUAUGCAUCAGGAAAUAGUUGCAGCAGGGGAAGAAGGAAGGCCCAUCGCAAAUUUAGAAUGUCUCAGACCCUUGGAGAAACACAUCAAAGCCACGCUAGAGAACAUUAAACAUUAA
Messenger RNA from Babesia sp. Xinjiang, 915 nucleotides. RefSeq names its product Cytosolic Fe-S cluster assembly factor nubp1 (gene nubp1). The coding region runs from base 1 to 915 and encodes 304 amino acids. Lineage: Eukaryota; Apicomplexa; Aconoidasida; Piroplasmida; Babesiidae. The record is from RefSeq and is a predicted model, not a curated record. Gene Ontology annotation, biological process: iron-sulfur cluster assembly. Gene Ontology annotation, cellular component: cytosol. Gene Ontology annotation, molecular function: ATP-dependent FeS chaperone activity; iron-sulfur cluster binding; ATP binding. The transcript has a single exon.